Molecule: messenger RNA, 583 nt
Organism: Diabrotica balteata
Lineage: Eukaryota; Metazoa; Arthropoda; Insecta; Coleoptera; Chrysomelidae
Source: the annotation of a GenBank genome assembly
AUGUUUUAUACAAGAAUAGACUUACCCUUUGGUUCUAUUGAUGAAUUCGUACCAAGCUGUAGAGUUGGCCGGUGGUACCGACGCCCGGGACGCGGGAACUUGAUGCGUGUCGAUCGAUCGAUGUCUGACGAAGAAGUGCCAAUUGAGAAUGCGUUAAUAUGGUCAGAGUUAAGGAUCCUCGAAGCGAUGAAGAGAGAAGUCUGUGAUAUAGCUUUAGUACAGUUAAGUAUCCUUCUAUGCCACCGGCAGUCCUACGUACGAAGGACAACUUCUAAUAAGUUAUACGAAGCCCUUCUAGUAUAUGGCGAAGAUAGCAAGAUAAAUCCAGAUAAUCUCGACACUAUAAUGGCCAUAUUGAGUUCCACUGAUUGGGAAAAGCCUAUCGAGGAGAUCAGACCAAUUAGAAAUGAAUUAUGCAAUUUGAUGGGUAUUAGGGUGCCUGUGCAAGCGAAAAAAAAAAUCAUAAGUUUAUUUUGAGUUCUAAUAACGUCUAUUUCAAUAAACUUUAAAAUACUUUUAACUAUGUGAACGCUUACUUUUAUAUUUAUUUAUGUGAUUAACAAAAAUAUAUUUUAUAUCGCCC